AUGGCAUUGGCCAAUGACAGAAUUCCACGUGGCUCAAGCAUGAGCAGCAAGUUUCAAACUUGUGUUUUCGAUGAGACUGCUAGGGAGAUUACUUCUCUGACGUUUCAUGGGGUCAACGAGUACCAAAAAUCUGUGGUUGAAGAGGAAGAUUUCUCACAGAGCACUAACGGGCUAAGCAAUGGUUCAGCUUCAGCCAUAAUCCAUUCUCCUCCUCCAUGUGGCAGUGCAAACGGGUAUGUUUAUGAGACCAGAAAUUAUGAACUUGAAGAAGCAGAAACUCUGAUUAACUUCAAAGCCAAUGAGUAUAGCCACCUCAUGCAACGUAGCGAAUCUUUGCUUGACUUUCAGCAGAGCUGGCUGGUCUCCAACGAGAAAAAUUUGCACGAAGGUCAUAACCAAUGGAAUCAUAUUAGUCCUAGAAGCACCACAGACCUGUGCCUGGUGCAGGGUGGCUAUAGCUCAAUAUUCAAUAGUGCAAAAGAGAAGCAACGUGGUGAAAGUUCAUGUGGGUGGUUAUAUUCUGAACCAACUGUCCCUGGUGAUAGUAUCCAAGAUUUAGCAACACAAGAAUCGAUCUUGAGGAAGCGCUCUUCUAAGGAAAAGAACAUGCAAGCUGGCAAUGCCAAGAAGACAUGCACAACUGCAAGUAAAGCAGAAAAACCUAAGUCAAACCCAACCAAGGAUCCUCAAAGUGUUGCUGCCAAGAAUAGAAGAGAGAGAAUAAGUGAGCGGCUUAAGAUUCUACAAGAACUGGUACCCAACGGCUCCAAGGUUGAUUUGGUUACCAUGUUGGAAAAAGCGAUUAAUUAUGUGAAGUUUCUUCAGUUGCAAGUGAAGGUGUUGGCAGCUGACGAAUUUUGGCCUGUCCAAGGUGGAAAAGCUCCUGACAUUUCUCAAGUAAGACAAGCCAUUGAUGCCAUUCUUUCUUCCCAAAGAUGA
Molecule: messenger RNA, 939 nt
Organism: Gastrolobium bilobum
Lineage: Eukaryota; Viridiplantae; Streptophyta; Magnoliopsida; Fabales; Fabaceae
Product: transcription factor RHD6-like
Exons: 5
Coding region: 1-939 (312 amino acids)
Biological process (GO): regulation of DNA-templated transcription
Molecular function (GO): protein dimerization activity; DNA-binding transcription factor activity
Source: RefSeq, a predicted model, not a curated record